GCGGCGGGGCGCUUGCGUGUUUCCGGCUCCGCUGCGGAAGGGGUCUUCCUGACUUGGGCCUUAAGGCGAUCUAAGGGAUCCUGCAGACCGCGCGACGCGAGGGCAGACCUCCAAGUGUGGGUCAGGACCGGCGCGAUGGGCGGAGAGCAGGAGGAGGAGCGUUUCGAUGGCAUGUUGCUGGCCAUGGCGCAACAGCACGAGGGCGGCGUGCAGGAGCUUGUGAACACCUUCUUCAGCUUCCUUCGACGCAAAACAGACUUUUUUGUUGGAGGAGAAGAGGGGAUGGCAGAGAAGCUCAUCACGCAGACCUUUAACCACCACAACCAGCUAGCCCAGAAGGCCCGGCGGGAGAAGCGAGCCCGUCAGGAGACUGAGCGGAGGGAGAAGGCAGAGCGGGCAGCCAGGCUGGCCAAGGAAGCCAAGGCAGAGAACUCUGGGCCACAGAUCCAGGAGCUGACUGAUGAGGAGGCAGAGAGGCUGCAGUUAGAACUUGACAAGAAAAAGGAUGCAGAGAUUCAUGAGGCCCAGCUUAAGAAUGGCAGCGUUGGCGCCCCAGAGAAGCAGGAGGCUGAGGAGGAUGAAGAGGAAGAUGAGAAGGACAAAGGGAAACUGAAGCCCAACUUGGGAAAUGGCGCUGACCUGGCCAAUUACCGUUGGACCCAGACCCUGUCAGAGCUGGAUCUGGUGGUGCCCUUCAACGUCAACUUCCGGCUGAAAGGGAAGGAUGUGGUGGUGGACGUCCAGCGACGGCACCUCCGGGUGGGGCUCAAGGGGCAGCCAGCGGUCAUUGAUGGGGAGCUCUACAACGAGGUGAAGGUGGAGGAGAGCUCAUGGCUCAUUGAGGACAGCAAGGUGGUGACUGUGCAUUUGGAGAAGAUCAAUAAGAUGGAGUGGUGGAGUCGCUUGGUGUCCAGCGACCCUGAAAUCAAUACCAAGAAGAUUAACCCUGAGAACUCCAAGCUGUCAGACUUGGACAGUGAGACACGGAGCAUGGUGGAAAAAAUGAUGUAUGACCAGAGACAGAAGUCCAUGGGGCUGCCCACCUCGGACGAGCAGAAGAAACAGGAGAUCCUGAAAAAGUUCAUGGAUCAGCAUCCAGAGAUGGACUUCUCCAAGGCCAAAUUCAACUAGUUCUGUGUUUACCUCCCUGAACUCUUGGGGCUGAGCCCCCGAGCCAUCGAACUUCCUUUCCCAACAUUCCCUGGUUCUUGGGGAGCCUCAGGGCAGGGGCAGGCAUGGGGCUGGCCCAGGUACAUGGGUUCCAGGACAUCAUGGGAGAAGGGCUGGGCCUACUGUUACACAUUAAAGCUGUUUACCCAGCUCCACCUGUGUCCU
Fukomys damarensis (Damara mole-rat) is the source of this 1335-nucleotide messenger RNA. RefSeq names its product nuclear distribution C, dynein complex regulator (gene Nudc). Gene Ontology annotation, biological process: protein folding. Gene Ontology annotation, cellular component: cytoplasm. NCBI's taxonomy places the organism in Eukaryota, Metazoa, Chordata, Mammalia, Rodentia, Bathyergidae. The transcript has 9 exons. The record is from RefSeq and is a predicted model, not a curated record. Bases 136 to 1131 code for a protein of 331 amino acids.